UUGGGAUGGUGCAGUUGAGAAGGUGGAGGCCAUGGUACCCCUCAAUAGUUUGAAGAGACUGAUGAUCUGGUGAUGAUCUGGUCGGUCCCGGGCCCCUCUUCGCUUCGUGACGCGUGGGCGCUGAAACAUCGCGAUGUCUUCCACCUGCCUAGGUCCUGAGUUCAUGUCCGAGUACUGGGAUCUUACGGAGGCCAUUCGAAUUCUCGAGAAGACUUCUGAAAGUGGAAAGCUGUAGCAUAACCGAGUCCAAAUCACUGAUCCCACUAGCUUGGCCAUCACUGACACAAAAGCUUAACAGAACACGUGGUAUUUACUUGUUGAGUCAAAGAAGAAAAUUCUCAACUAUGCCAGAAUUAGAAACAAACCAGAGAAACUCUGAAUUGUUUACACCACCCUCUGAUGUUCGAGGAAUGACAAAACUUGAUAGAACAGCUUUUACAAAGACAGUCACUAUUCCAGUACUUAAAGUGAGAAAAGAAGUAGUCAAUAAAUUGAUGCAAUCUCUUAAAAGGGCAACAUUGCGGCGCCCGGGCAUAAAACGUGUGAUUGAAGAUCCAGAAGAUGAAGAUGGUAGACUAAUUAUGUUGGAUCCCUAUAAAAUGUUUUCUCUUGAUUCCUUUGAAGAAACAGAACUCAGUAUUUUAAAGCAGCUUAAUGUCAAUCCACAGAUAUCUAAAUAUAAUUUGGAACUAACUUAUGAAAACUUUAAGUCAGAAGAAAUCUUAAAAGCUGUGCUUCCUGAAGGCGAAGAUGUGACUUCGGGGUUUAGCAGAGUUGGACAUAUCGCCCACCUGAACCUUCGAGAUCAUCAGCUACCUUUCAAGCAUUUAAUUGGCCAAGUUAUGAUAGACAAAAAUCCAGGAAUCACCUCAGCAGUAAAUAAAAUCAAUAAUAUUGAUAAUACUUACCGAAAUUUUCAAAUGGAAGUGCUGUCUGGAGAGGAGAACAUGAUGACCAAGGUUCGAGAAAACAACUACAACUAUGAAUUUGAUUUUUCAAAAGUCUAUUGGAAUCCUCGUCUCUCUACAGAACACAGCCGUAUCACAGAACUUCUCAAACCUGGGGAUGUCCUUUUUGAUGUUUUUGCUGGUGUUGGGCCUUUUGUCAUUCCAGUAGCAAAGAAAAAUUGUACUGUAUUUGCCAAUGAUCUUAAUCCUGAGUCCCAUAAAUGGCUAUUGCACAAUUGUAAAUUAAAUAAAGUGGACCAAAAGGUAAAAGUCUUCAACUUGGAUGGGAAAGACUUUCUCCAAGGACCAGUCAGAGAAGAGUUAAUGCAGCAGUUGGGACCGCUGUCCAAAGAAAGAAAACGUUCUGUGCACAUUGUUAUGAACUUGCCAGCAAAGGCUGUAGAGUUUCUCAGUGCCUUCAAAUUGCUUUUAGAUGGGCCACCUUGCCGCAGUGAGCUCCUUCCCACAGUGCACUGUUACAGCUUUUCCAAAGAUGCAAAUCCUGCUGAGGAUGUGCGGCAGCGAGCCGGAGCUGUGUUAGGUGUUUCCCUGGAGGCAUGCAGUUCAGUUCACCUGGUUAGAAAUGUGGCCCCUAGUAAGGAAAUGCUGUGCAUCACCUUUCAGAUUCCUGCUUCCAUACUCUACAAGAAACAGCCCAUAAAUCUAGAGAACCAUGAAGACCCACCUCUUAAACGUCAGAGGACAGAUAAGGCGUUUUCAGAAGAAAAAAUACAAAUUGCUUCAAAAACUUAAUUGGAAAUAUUUUGUCCGUCUGCCCACUAAACUUUUAUGUAGUAAAAUAUAAUUUGUAUGACUCCAUAAAAUUUUAGCAGUUACUUUGCUAUUGAAACCUUAUAUUUUACCCUUGCUGUCUUAAAUAAAUUUCAGUAUUACCAAAUUAAAAGUUACCUGAAAUGUCUUCUAAAUAUAUUCUUAAUUUUUUAUUAGCUAACCAAACCCGUUGCCAUCGAGUCAAUUCUGACUCAUAGCAAUCCUACAGGACAGGAUAGAACCACCCCGUAGAGUUCCAGGGAGUACCUGGUGGAUUUGAACUGUCAACCUUUUGGUUAGCAGCCCUAGCUCUGAAUGACUACAUCACCAGGGUUUCCUUUUAUUAGAUAAAUAUGUUUAAAUAUUGUCUAUCUCUUAGAGAAUAGUCUUUGAAGGUAGGAUAAUAAUUGUGUUGUGUUCAACUAGGAAGGCACUAAUAUCACUUUGCAGUUAUCCUUUGUCGAAGAGUUUGGCUAAAUUUUUAGCCUCUACACUACCAAAUCACCAUCAUUGUGAUAAUAAUAACACAUGAGAUUAUUUAGAUCAGGGGUAGGUAAACUAUGUCCUGCAACCCAAAUCUGGCUCACCACCAAUUUAUUUUGGUAUGGCCCACAAGCCAAGGAUGGUUCUUAAAAUUUUAAAUGGUUGAAAGAAUCACAAGAGUAACAUUUUGCAACAUGUGAAAAUUAUACAAAAUUCCUAUUUCAGUGUCCAUAAAGAAAUUUUACUCAAACAUGCCAUGCAUGUUGGUUUACACGUUGCCUUUGGCUGCUUUUGUGGUACAACAGCACAACUGAGUAGUUGCAGCACAGACUGGAUGUGAUUUUCAUCGCUUCAUACUACUGCUCUGCGUACCACACAUUACAGUGAUGCUGAUGUAACUCACCAGCAUUUCAAGUGUCAUAUAUAUUUCCACGCUGCAACAUUUUACUUUAACUUUUUAUUACCAGUACCCAUCAUGUCAAAAUUUAAAAAGUAGACUUCAAAUGUCAUGCUUUGAAGGCACAGUAAAAUGUGAAUUAUUUUGAUAAUUAGGUGGCAAAGCAUCUAUAGCUGAGCAAAAAGAAUACAAUAUACUUUGACAUUACCAUAUGAAGCACUCAUCACAAUAUUCCCAAGUCACAACGGUCAGAAAUAUUAGAAAAUUCAAAAUGAGAAUAUCUCAUCAUGCGUAUCACAAACAUGACAAUGAAGCUGCAAUCAAAGUAAGUUUCUGAGUGUCUCAUUUGUUAGCCAAGAAAAGCCAUUUACUGAUGGUGAGUUGUUUUUGAUUGCAGCAGCCCAAGAGAUCUGUCCAGUGACAAUACACUUGUUUUAAGACAGAGCCUUUCAGUGAGAACAGUUGCUCAGAGUUGAGAACAUGGAGAGUAUCAGUUGAGACAAAUGAUUUUGAGUGAUUUCUUUGGCUCUUGAUGAGUUCGAGUACUGCUCAUUUUUUAUUUGUGAUGUCAGUGCUGAGAAGUGACUGGUGAAUUAACCUCUGAAGUCUAAAUGGGACAACUACAGGUGAGAAUAUUUUCAAAGAAGUUGAGAAAACAGUAAUUCAUUGCAGCCUGAAGUGGAAUCAGCUACAUUACACUACAGCUGAUGGUGGUGAAAAAUGCGUGUGGAGCAGAGAAAGGCUUAGUUGGACAAAUCGACAAAACUUGUGAAAACCUGGCUGAAAAUAUUUGAAUCUAUCAUGCAUGUUGAACUAGUAGUGUCAACAGUAAACUUCAUUUGUUCUUAGGGACUUAAACUGUCUUCAAUUCCUUGAAUUUUGUCAGAAAUCGAAGCUGAAUAUCCUGACUUGCCCUGCCUAAGUUUGAUUAACAAUGGUAAAGUUUGAGUGCAAUUUUUUGAGCUCAGGGAUGAGAUUGAGAUUUUUCUUAAGAAAAACUGCCCGCAAACACUACUCUGGAGCACUGGAUGGCUUUGGAAAUUAGCUUUUGCUGAAGACUCAGUAUUUCUUAAAGAAGGCAACCUAAAAUUACAAGGCAAAACAGAACUUAGAUGUCAAACAUACUGUGGUAAAGUCAUUUAGACAACUAAUUUGAAUCAAGAUAUCGUUGCUUUAUACAUUUAUCCUGCUGUCAAAAAUUAAAACAAGAUUUUCAUUCUCACACAAAUUAGCGGAUGUAUUUCCUGAGUCCGUAUUUUUUUGGACCAUCAUGCAAGUCCAAGAGAAAUUUCUAUAUUUCAGAAUCUACUUAACUGCAAUUAAGGAGAUUCCACGUAACCUUCAAUUGGUAGUGAUUAAUAUGCUAUGUUGUGACAUGCUAAAAGGCAAAUAUCAAAAGAAAAAUCUAAUGGGAUUUUAUAAAUUCCUUCCAGAUGGUACAUAUGCUCAGUUAAAAUCAUGUUCCUGAAUUGAUACUAGUUUUGGCAGUACUUAAAUAUGUGUGAAAAGACAUUUUUAAAUAUGAAAUACAUAAAAUCUCUUUACAAGUAACUAUUAACAGAUGAUUAUUUGCAGUUGAUUUUGAUGAUAGAGAACACUUAGAACCCCAAUUGAGGGAUAUGUUAUUCCCUAAAAAGAUACUACAAAAACUUGUACUCUUAUUAGAGUUUAAAUUUUGUCUAUUAAAAAUUGUGUCAAUUUAUCUCAUAUGUUGCUUUUAGUUGUUGAAUCGAUCCCAUGUGUGCAGAGUAGAACUGCUUUUCAAGGCUGUUAGAACCUACAUAGUAUCCUAGAUUUUGCCUCUUGGCCUGCAAUGCCUAAAAUAUUUACUAUCUGGCCCUACAAGAAAAAUUUGAGAACCUUUGAUCUAGAUCAUUAAUUGUAAGCUCAAAUACCUUCGGAAGCCAGGCAGAUAUUUAAAAGCAUUAAGUUCAAAUUGUUUUGAAUCUCAACCCACCUUAUCCUCUGCAAAGCCUUGGAACCAGUUCAUCCAGGGAUUGCCAGUUUGUGACUUCUGAUUCUCUCUUCUUCCCCUCAAUGAUGAGUAUGGAAUUCAGGGGUUAGAAAAGUUUUUCUGCAAAGGGCCAGAUAGUAGGCUUGUGGUUCAUAAAGUCACUGUUGCAACUUCUCAGCUCUGAUGUAGCGGCACAAAAGCAGCCACAGACAAUACGUAAACAACUGAGUGUAGAUGUAUUCCAGUAAAACUUUAUAGACACUGAAACUUGAAUUUUAUAUCCUUUUCAUAUGUUAUGAAGUAUUCUUUUUAAUUUUUCCAACUACCAAGAAAAAAACCGAUCUUAGCUCAUGGGGCAUAUAAAAUAGGUGGCAGGCCAGCUUUGGCCAGGGAGCUAUAGUUCACCUUCCCCUGAUGUAGGUGAACAGAAUUAAUUUACAAGUAGGAAUAAAUCCUUUUCCGAGUACUGUUCACUGAUGUGCUAGGUUAUAUGAAUAUUAAGUAUGGGUACAAAUGAUGUUCUUAUUUACAUAUAUAAAGUGGUACAGACUCUUGUCUCCUUUUAGUUACCCCUUAAUUAGACGAAAUAUACAGUAUAUAAUUAGUUAUCUACUGUUGCUAUAACAGGAAUACCACAAGUGGAUGGCUUUAACAAACAACUUUAUUUUCUCAGUUUAGGAGGCAAGAUGGAAUUCAGAGAGCCGACUCUAGGGGAAGUUUCUCUCUCUCUCUGCUCUAGAGGGAGGUCCUUGUCUCUUCAACUUCUGCUUCCUGGUUCCUUGGAGCGUUCCAUGUGUCUUGGCAUCUAUCUUACCCCAUCUCUGCUCACUUCCCUCUCCUUUUGUCUCUUGUAAGAUAAAAGGUGUGACUCGAGCAAGGGUGUGACUUGAGUCAUACCCUCUUGUAAGGAUGCAUGACUCAAGAUAACACCCCGCACUGGUCCUGCCUCAUUAACAUAAAGGUUAGGAUUUAUAACAUCACAAAAUGGAGGAUAAAUUACAUCGAAUCACAAAAUGGAGGACAACCACAGAAUACUGGGAAUCGUGGCCUAACCAAGUUGACACAUAUUUUGGGGGAACACUAUUGAAUCCAUAAGAAUUACAAAGAAAAUAUGGAAUCCUUAAAUAUUUCUAUUAACAUUUAAACCCUCCCCCUUUUUUCCUCUAAUAUAUGAUUAUUUAAAUCUAGGCCCAUCCUGAACUUUCAGAUGUGAUUCUUGGUAAAUGAAAUCCACUAGAAAAUGACAACUGGGAACCUCAUGAGAGACAGUGUUUUAAUUUUGUUAACUUUUUGAUAAAUUUUCUGCCAUCUUAAUUAGAUUUUGAAAUGAUAAUCUGACCACCUGUUGAGAGCCUAAAGAUAGCUUCUAAGAGAAGCUUAGAUGAAAUAUUUAUUGGGUCAUAUUAAGGAAUACUAAAUAAUAAUGUAAUCUAACAUGUAAGUGUAUUCAAUAUCAUUAAUAUUUGCUUAAAAGGGAGUAUAAUUACUAGUAAAAUAAUUUUCUACAGAAAUGAAUUUCUCAGAAAUUCUCUCAAGGAUAUCAACAAGGUCAUCAUUUAGUCAUUUAUAUCCUGAUACUUGAUCUGUAAAACUUCAUGGAAGUCUUAUGAAGUUUGCUUACCCAGAUCCCGUUUUAGCAAAGCUGUUUGUAAGUGGAGUGUAGACUUGAGUCUAACUGCUUGGGUUCAAAUCCCAGCUCUACUACUUUUAAGUCGCGUUAUUUGGCAAGUUACUUAACCUCUCUAUGCCUCAGCUUCUCUAUCUGUUAAAAUGAGGAAAAUAAUAGUAGCACUGUUGUAAGGAUUAGGUAAUACACAAAGCAUGAAGCACACUGCCUAGCAUAUAGUUAAUGUUCCUUAGUUGUUAGCUAUUAUCUCUGUGUUAAUGUUGUCGAAUGGUUCCCUAGGUGUCACAAAUGAUUAAGCACUUGGCUCCUAAACAAAGUGUUGGUGGUUGGAAUCCACCCAGAGAUACCUCAGAAGAAAGGCCUGGCAGUCUACUUCCAAAGAGAUCACAGUCAUUGAAAACCUAUGGAGUGCAGUUCUACUCUGAAAACACAUGGGGUCACAAUGAAUAGAAUCACUCAACGGCAACGGUUUUUUGGUUUAAGUUUUUAAUGUUAUCAAACAUUAAAACAUUGGGAAAACUACAUUAAUUCAUGUAGGUGAAAGACAUAUAACCUAUUUUGUCUGAAAGAGGAAAUCACUGGGAGAGUAGGGAAAACUACAUCAAUUUAGAAUAUUUCUGUUAUUUAGUAAAUUCAGUGAAUUCUUAUCACUAGGUUAUCUUUCACCAUUCCAUUUGAUCUAAGAGAAACAGUUAACUUCUAAAUUUGGCCUACUGAACAAAGAAUGGCAAAAGUAUACAGAAUACUUACAAAUGUAUAAAGGUUUUGGAAUUUUAUUUACCAGAUUAAGUGUAUGCAAUUUCCAUAAUGAUAAAGUAGGCUCAAUUUAAAAUAAAUCUUGAUAUUAAACAUAAUGUCAAAAUGUUCUAUUAGUUCAUUCAUUUAAAUAUAUUAUACAAGGUACUGAGAAUAAGUUAAAAGUUUUUGUUUUGUUUUUGGACUGGAUACUUUUCUUUGGAGUUGAAAGCAGCACUCUUAACCCUAAGUCGAAUACUGUCACUAUUCUUUGAACCAACUUACAGGUUGUACUUGAAAUACUUAUCUUAAUUGGGGACUACCUAAUAGAUAUUAGGAAUAGGAUGCAGCCUGGUACAGUGUAGAUAGAACUGGACUUGGAUCAAAAACCUGUCUUCUAAUGCUGGCUUUUACUAAUUAGUGUAUAUGAUCUUGGCCUAGUAAAUUAUUUGAUGCCUUCGCUUUCUCAUUUAUCAAAAGAUAGAAGUAUUGUAAAAACGAAGAUGUACACCUGAAAAUACCUGCUUAAUAAAAUAAAGUACAUACAGAUAUUCUACCCUAAUGGAACCUCAAAUAUUGUUUCACAUAACUUUCCAGCCAUAAGCAUCUGUUGUAAUGGAGAUUUGACAGGAAGUUCCUUAAUUUCCUUGAGAAGCUGUGUCUCGUAUCUAGUGAUCUAUGUAACAGACUCAUGCAAGGUUGAGAUGCUGCAAAUAUCCACCCUAUCUACAUCCAAAGUUGUUAAGCAAAACCCUGAGUAUAAUGAAAGCCUUUGAAGUUUCAACAGAAAACUACAUCAGAGUCUGCAAUUUACGAAUAGGGAAAUUUCACUUAAAAGGUACCUUUUCCAGUCUCCAAGGUUUCAUCAAAAAGUGAGCUCACAUUUAAGGUGAAAGGUGCCAUUUAGGUAUUAAAUUUUAUUAACUUCUUUGAAUUUGUCAUUAAAGUAGGUUAAUGCUCUGCUCUGGUUUAGCCUGAGUGUAGCUCACAGCUGGGAACUGUAACACCUUGAUCAAGGUUUGCCUCACUUUCCACUGCUUAAAGCAGUCACAGAGUCUUACUAUUGAGAAAGUAACAUUAUCACCAGUUGGGUUUUAACUUGCCACAACCUGCUGGUAGAAGGAAAUAUAUCCACUUGUCUGGACUAGUAUUAAGAAGACACUGGGAAAAAGAAGAAAAAAAAAAAAAAACCACUUUAUGAGAAGAAAUAA
Messenger RNA from Loxodonta africana (African savanna elephant), 8125 nucleotides. It is a transcript of the gene TRMT5, whose product is annotated as tRNA methyltransferase 5. Gene Ontology annotation, biological process: tRNA N1-guanine methylation; mitochondrial tRNA methylation. The transcript has 5 exons. Gene Ontology annotation, cellular component: cytoplasm; mitochondrial matrix. Gene Ontology annotation, molecular function: tRNA (guanine(37)-N1)-methyltransferase activity. Lineage: Eukaryota; Metazoa; Chordata; Mammalia; Proboscidea; Elephantidae. The coding region runs from base 345 to 1700 and encodes 451 amino acids. The record is from RefSeq and is a predicted model, not a curated record.